CGUCGCUUCCGUUUCGUAAUCCGUCUCGCGGACGCUCGUGCGUCAUCGGGAUUCGUCGUAAUCGUAUAUGGAUUGCAACGACCCCGUGUAUCACUCCGCCGCGGUUGCCAUGGGAACAGUUUACACGGAACUACUUCCGGAAGUUCGCUUGUUAAUUUCGAUCCGUCGAAUUUGCCGGCGGCGGACAAACGUUUCUGCUCGCGGGUCACGGUCGAUCUUCCGCGCGCGAUUCCGAAUUUUCGACGUGCGAUCGCUGAAAUUCCACCGAAACACGUUUCUCCGAGUCCAGUCGAGCGAGUCGGAUCAAGUGGAAGCCGCUGACAGCGAGCUAUCGAUUGGCCGUCGCCGAACCGUUGGUAGCUCCUUUGGAAUCGUCCGCUGCACCUACGUGGAAAUUCACUUUUCACGAUGUUUAGCCGUGACCGAGAUCAGAGUAGGAAUCAUCGUGGCAGCGUUGUCAGAGCAAGUUCUGCUAUCAGAGGAGGCACUGACAAUGCACGUGGACAGAUAGCUAGCCGUUUUGCCACACAGAGUAGAGGAAGCGCUAGUAACGUACGAGUCGGACUAAAGGGGAAACAGCCCGGAGGCGCCCUAAGGAAAGUCAACUGGGAUCUCCGCAUGUUGGAACCAAUACGCAAGGACUUUUACAUUGAGCAUCCAUCGGUUAGAAACAGAUCUAAUGAAGAAGUGAGCCAAUUUCGAGAGAGUGCAGAGAUAACUGUAAAGGGUGAUAAUGUUCCUAAUCCUAUACAGUUUUUUGAAGAGGGAAACUUUCCACCCUACGUAAUGGAGGGCAUUCGUAGACAGGGAUACUCGCAGCCCACUCCUAUUCAAGCGCAAGGAUGGCCUAUUGCCCUUAGCGGCAGAGAUCUUGUCGCGAUUGCUCAGACGGGCUCCGGCAAGACACUUGGAUAUAUCUUGCCUGCAAUCGUGCAUAUCAUACAUCAACCGCAUCUGAGCAGUGGAGACGGACCAAUUGUCCUGAUACUAGCUCCAACCAGAGAAUUAGCUCAGCAGAUUCAAGAGGUGGCCAAUUGCUUCGGGGAGUCCGCGGCUGUAAGGAACUCGUGUAUCUUCGGUGGCGCUCCGAAGGGACCGCAGGCGCACGAUCUGGAGAGAGGCAUUGAGAUAUGCAUUGCCACGCCAGGUAGACUCAUUGAUUUCCUGGAAAGAGGGACCACGAAUUUACGUAGGUGUACGUACUUGGUGCUCGACGAAGCCGAUCGAAUGUUAGACAUGGGAUUCGAGCCACAAAUACGAAAGAUAAUCGAGCAGAUACGUCCCGAUCGGCAAGUGCUGAUGUGGUCGGCGACGUGGCCUAAGGAAGUCCGCGCGCUCGCGGAGGACUUUUUAACGGAUUACGCUCACCUGAACAUCGGCUCCCUGACUCUGUCGGCCAAUCACAACAUCACGCAGAUCAUCGAUGUCUGCCAAGAGUACGAGAAGGACUCGAAGCUGUGCAGGCUGCUGCAAGAGAUCGGCACCGAGAAGGAGAACAAGACCAUCAUAUUCGUGGAGACGAAGCGUAAGGUGGACGACAUCACGAGGAAUAUCAGGCGCGACGGGUGGCAAGCCGUGAGUAUCCACGGUGACAAGAAUCAGCAGGAGCGGGAUCACGUGUUACAGGAGUUCCGCAGCGGAAGGGCGCCGAUUCUAGUCGCGACCGACGUGGCUGCCAGAGGCCUGGAUGUGGAUGAUGUGAAGUACGUAAUAAAUUUCGAUUAUCCAUCUUCGUCGGAGGACUACAUACAUAGAAUCGGUCGAACCGGACGCAGACGGCAAACCGGAACGGCGUACGCGUUCUUCACGAGCCACAACAUGAAGCACGCCGGCGACCUGAUCGAAGUAUUACGAGAGGCCGGGCAAAACGUUAAUCCGCGCCUCAGCGAGAUGGCAGAGAUGGCCAAGGCGGGCAACUUCGGAAGAAAUGGGAAACGUUUCGGUUCUUCCAUUGGCGGUGGUGUCGAGAGAGGUAUCGGUCGGAGAACCACCAACGACAGUCGGGGAAGAGGAGGUGGUUCGAUAAGAGGAAGAGGUCUCCCUCGUGGCGGAAGUUCUUUUCAGGCUUCCUCGAAUAUUUACUCAGGGUCAGGGGAUUACACUAAUUACAGUACUGUAAAACCGAAUACUUCCUUGGGCCAGAACACAGUGUACGGAUACAGCACGCAGAAGAAUUACGGGCAAAGUGCUGCGCCCCAGAAUUACGGAGGUGGUGACAAUUAUGGAAACGGGUAUUCGUAUAGAGGCGCGACUUAUUAAUCGCACGUAACUAUUUGAUAAAACGUGUCAGGUUUAAUUCUUGCGGCGAAUUCGGUUGAAUGUGUUUACAUUGGAGGACUGUUUAUAGAGGUAUGUAAGGAUUGACUAUUAUCAAGAUGUAUAUGAGGACCAGAUAUCUCCGCAUCCAGCCGAAUUCGCCGGAACAUUGGACGCCAUUAGUCUGACUGUUAUAAAAGUCGUAAUAGAUAAAGGUAGAGAAAAAAUGAAAAUCAGAAGGAUAAUGAGUCGUGUGGAGUAGUGAAAACGUUGAAACGAUAGUGUGUUCACUAUGACGACUAUGGUAGUAUUUAUCACACACAUACUAUCUAGUGAAUAACAAUUAAUUAAAAAUUUACAAAUUAGCAAAUGCAAGUCUGUUGAAUCUAGCGUUUGCGUAUCUCGAAUUUAAUGCGACGAGCAAGGCCAAAAAUUUUGAUGCAAGUUUAGAGCGUUUUUAACUAAAGUUAUUCUCGUUUAAAAAAGUAUCAACCAAUUAUUUCUAAUGAGAAAACCCCACGAGUUCCUACGUAGUAUUGGAGUGAAAUCACUCAAGAGCCAAACAGUUUCUUUUAUUUUUAAGAUAUUUAAUUUUGCAAUAACUGAGAAUUUUAUUUAUAAAUUUUAUCGAAAGUUGCAUAACUGCUGCGUGGAGUAACUAUGUAUUGCACUAAUUGUAACUGUAAUCUGAUUUUACAGCACGUUAUCCUUCGUUGACUGACGUUAGCGCGCGGAUAUUAAUUACUGUAUGUAUGUGUGUAUGUGCGUGUGCGUAGUACACCGUAAUAUACAAUGUAUAUUACGCGAAAGGAAUGCACGAAGAGAGUUACGCGGUUUGAAAAGAUUUUCAUUAAUAGUUGCGUGCAAUACUUGGACCAAAGAAGAUGUUUGUAUAGUAAAUUUGUUUUAACAUUAAGUUGUACAGUAAUGCAUAAUUACUUGUUUUUUUUUACUUUAAUAGAGUUACGCGAGAACUACGUUCCCUGCAACUGCCUAUACAUCUUACAGCGAAUUCGACUGAAUGCACUAAUACGCAAAGUAAAUUACACACAAUAGGAUUAUCCAUCAAAUAUUAAGCAGAUUAAUUAUUUAAUUAAUUAUCACUCAAAUAAAUUAGGCAUCUUCUGCAGCGCAGUGUGUUUCAUUGCAGUCGAAUUCGCUAGCAGACAAUCAAUUAAAUAGAAAGCGAUUAAUUUUAUAAUAAUAUUAUUUGCGAUUAUAUAUUAUAUUGUUGCUAUUUGAAAGUGUUCGUUCGACAAUAGUUCUUUUCAGCGUCUGUGAUAUUGCGCGCCUGCUGCGGAGAUCCAGUGCGCCAGGAAAGAAAUGAUUAUUAAUUAAUUAGAAUUUUAAUUUUUAAUUUCAUUAAUAUUAAUAGUUAAUUUCGUUAUGCGUUCCAUAGCAACGAAUUGCUGGAGUAUCCCAGCAGAAGGACGAUAUUGACGUAUGUUGUUUGUCAAGCACAUAUAUAGUUCUAUGUUGCAUAAUUAAUAAAAUUCACUUUCGUCUUA
Messenger RNA from Ooceraea biroi (clonal raider ant), 3764 nucleotides. RefSeq names its product probable ATP-dependent RNA helicase DDX5. Lineage: Eukaryota; Metazoa; Arthropoda; Insecta; Hymenoptera; Formicidae. Gene Ontology annotation, molecular function: nucleic acid binding; ATP binding; RNA helicase activity. The record is from RefSeq and is a predicted model, not a curated record.